Molecule: messenger RNA, 258 nt
Organism: Funneliformis caledonium
Lineage: Eukaryota; Fungi; Glomeromycota; Glomeromycetes; Glomerales; Glomeraceae
Source: the annotation of a GenBank genome assembly
AUGAAGGCGUUACUUUGUCACAAGAAGGCUUUGAUUGAAUGUUGGGUACAGAAAACAAUUAUAGCGCCAGACGUCGCCUUCACACCAAAACUAACAGAUCGCGACAGAAAAAAUGGACCUUUCGAAGACAUCCUUGGAAUUUGUUCAUUUGGUUACCCAGAAAACAAUACUAAAUGCCAUUACAAACAUGGAUGGAAAAGCAUGAGUGUUCGUGAGAUAUCCAUCUUGGAUGUUAAUAUGAAUGAUAUUGUUGAUUAG